AUGGCAUCCACUACCACCACCACUCCCACCACUAUCGACAAAACCAAGCCCUACUUCCCCCUGGCCGGCCUAGCCACCGACGGCUGGUCGACCGAAGACGAAGCGACCGCGACCUGCUUCUGCGGCGCGGUGCAACUGUCCUUUCCCACGCACGGCCCCGGCUUCGUGGGCUCGUUCGUCUGCAACUGCUCCGACUGCCACAAGCUGACGGCGUCGAUCCACGCGACCAACUUCACCGUCUACGACACGCACCUCAAGCACCUGCGCGGCCAGGAGAACCUCAAGACGUUCGGGCAGUCGCGCACCGUCUUCUUCAAGACCCCGGGCCAGGACAACACCAUGACCAACUACUUCUGCAACACGUGCGGCUCGCUCAUGUACCGCGUCGGCGCCGCUUUCCCCGGCAUGAGCAUCCUGCGCGUCGGCAGCGUCGACGAUUUCUCGCUCCACGAGACGAAGUUGAGGCCGACGAUGGAGCAGUUCACCAAGGACCGCCCGUCGUGGAAACUGCCCACCGAAGGGGCAACGCAGUUUGUGGAGGACGGUCUCCAUGUCUGA
Molecule: messenger RNA, 558 nt
Organism: Capronia epimyces CBS 606.96
Lineage: Eukaryota; Fungi; Ascomycota; Eurotiomycetes; Chaetothyriales; Herpotrichiellaceae
Exons: 1
Coding region: 1-558 (185 amino acids)
Molecular function (GO): carbon-sulfur lyase activity
Source: RefSeq, a predicted model, not a curated record